Phaeodactylum tricornutum CCAP 1055/1 is the source of this 1418-nucleotide messenger RNA. RefSeq lists its product with no specific name. Bases 203 to 1111 code for a protein of 302 amino acids. The record is from RefSeq and is a predicted model, not a curated record. The transcript has a single exon. Lineage: Eukaryota; Bacillariophyta; Bacillariophyceae; Surirellales; Neidiaceae.
UGUUACCUUGGAGAUAUUGGCGGACUCUCUCAUACUAGCCAAUAGAGCUACUAGAGAUUACCACAAAUACUGGUUCAACUGUUGUACCUGCUUCCUCCAUAGAUAGAGACGGGAACUACGGAAAAGAAUCGGGAAGAAAAGUCGAUGCGUACGGGGCUGCAGGGUAUGUGCGCAUCAUUAACACAAAGGCCAUCUGCAACGCAUGAUUUCGCCACGUGAAGUUCUCGAAUCCAUGGCUUUUGGCCAAUCACCCGGUCAAGAGAGCGGGGGAGAGGUUGUUAGUAGUCGACUGCAGCCUAAAGCCCAGCCUCCGGCAGAUCCGCCGCCGCUGUAUACAGAAGGCAGAAAUGAACCGGUAUCAGAGCACGACCCGCUGCUUCUACCAAAUAGUUACCAGCACGGUAGCCACCCCCAUGAACAUUCACGACAAGCUGCGUUACCCACAAUUCAAAACUUUCAAGACAGUGACGUACCUGCAGAUUGGAGCUAUUCGUACGGGUUUCGCGGAGACGUGUCAAUUCGACCUAAUACCGGUGAAACCAAUUCUUACGACUACGCUCUUUUUGGCUUGGCGCUUCACGAACUUCUGGAACAGCUGCGAUUGGCAAAUAUGAUUGCCGCGUCCCUGACAAUCGUCAUGCUGGCAUCGACUUGGCUUCUUAAAGUAAUCAUGGUGCAGUGGACCAAGGCUGUGCUGAGCGGGUUUCUCGUUUGUUUUGCGUUGACACUCUUAUUGGUGGAAUGCAUGAACAUCUGGAAGGUACCGUCCAUCGACAAGCCGUUGCGCGACAAUUUUGGAUUGAUAUACCACCCGGUUGGAAAAGCAAUUUAUCUUCUAGGAACCGCAUCAUUCUGUUGGGCUCUCGGUGGUAUUUGGGAAACGAUUCUAGGAGCGGUAUACUGUACGACCGGAGGAAUUCUGUGGGUUGCUUGGAUCAUUUAUCCCGAAUUUCGCAGACCUUACGAAACGGAUGAUGAUGCUGACGUAAUACAGUAUACUGGCCCACGGUCAGCGUCUUGGUCGUAUUACUCUACCAGCGUUUCGGCUUCUGUAGGAGAAACAUCGGAUUGCUGGAACUGUCCGACGUUACAGCAUCAAGACACGGUCUAGAACAGGAGCCAUCAUAAACACAAUCUACGGAGAAUAGACCUGUUGCUGUCCUCUGUAGAUCGCGUGGAAACUUGCACCUCUAACAGGAUCGUUACUUUCUCGUCAGAGAGGCUCGUUUGCAUGGAAGCCGUAUCCUUUAAAAUCUUGAUGGUCACAGCUUCUUUCGAUACCCCUGCUGGACUACGCUGACGGCACUAGAGUGGAUUACUAAUUUAGAAUGGUCUGCCUCUCCUUGUACACGGUCGGCUGACAGUGAUCCGUUUAAGCUAUUCGUGACUAACGUAAAUCCGGCCAAAAUCCAUGUCAC